UUUCCAAUACCAAGGCGUCUCGAUGUAAAUCAAGGACUCAGAGCCACCCGAGGAGAGCGCCGUGGUCACGGACAACAGGGCUUUAAUGCGCUAUUGAAACUACAAACUCACACCUACAGUAGUUUCCUGUUAACAGAUCACAUAUUUUGAAAGCUUGUGGUAUUUUAUUGUGAAACUUGCCUGGUGAAAAUUUUGAAGCAUAGGAUUCUGCCAAACAUCUGAAUAAAGAACUCCUCACCUGGUAUGUAAGAGAACUCCUCACCGCCACCAUGACAAACCAGGAAAAGUGGGCCCACCUAAGCCCCUCAGAAUUUUCUCAACUUCAGAAAUAUGCUGAGUAUUCUACAAAGAAAUUAAAGGAUGUUCUUGAAGAAUUCCAUGGUAAUGGUGUGCUUGCAAAGUAUAAUCCGGAAGGGAAACAAGACAUUCUUAACCAAACAAUAGAUUUUGAAGGUUUCAAGCUGUUUAUGAAGACAUUCCUGGAAGCUGAGCUUCCCGAUGAUUUCACAGCACACCUCUUCAUGUCAUUUAGCAACAAGUUUCCCCAUUCCAGCCCGAUGGUGAAAAGUAAGCCUGCUCUCCUUUCAGGUGGUCUGAGAAUGAAUAAAGGUGCCAUCACCCCUCCUCGCAGUUCUCCUGCAAACACGUGCUCCCCAGAAGUGAUCCACCUGAAGGACAUUGUCUGUUACCUGUCCCUCCUUGAAAGGGGAAGACCUGAGGAUAAACUCGAGUUUAUGUUUCGCCUCUAUGACACGGAUGGGAAUGGCUUCCUGGACAGUUCGGAACUAGAAAACAUCAUCAGUCAGAUGAUGCACGUGGCCGAGUACCUCGAAUGGGACGUCACCGAGCUUAACCCAAUCCUUCAUGAAAUGAUGGAAGAAAUCGACUACGAUCAUGAUGGGACCGUUUCCCUGGAGGAAUGGAUCCAAGGAGGAAUGACGACCAUCCCACUGCUUGUGCUCCUAGGUUUGGAGAACAACGUGAAGGAUGACGGCCAGCACGUGUGGAGGCUCAAGCACUUCAACAAGCCCGCCUACUGCAACCUCUGUCUGAACAUGCUCAUCGGGGUGGGGAAGCAGGGCCUCUGCUGCUCCUUUUGUAAGUACACAGUGCAUGAGCGCUGUGUGGCUAGAGCGCCUCCUUCUUGCAUCAAGACCUAUGUGAAGUCCAAGAAGAACACUGAUGUCAUGCACCAUUAUUGGGUUGAAGGCAACUGCCCAACCAAGUGUGAUAAGUGCCAUAAAACUGUCAAAUGUUACCAGGGCCUGACAGGACUGCAUUGUGUUUGGUGUCAUAUCACACUGCAUAACAAAUGUGCGUCUCAUCUAAAACCUGAAUGUGACUGCGGACCUUUGAAGGAUCAUAUUUUACCACCCACAACAAUCUGUCCAGUGGUACUGACUCUGCCCACUUCGGGAGUUUCAGGCCCUGAGGAAAGACAAGCAACAGUAAAAAAAGAAAAGAGUGGUUCCCAGCAGCCAAACAAAGUGUCUGACAAGAACAAAAUGCAAAGAGCCAACUCAGUUACUGUGGAUGGGCAAGGCCUGCAGAUCACUCCUGUUCCUGGCACUCAUCCACUUUUAGUUUUUGUAAAUCCCAAAAGUGGUGGGAAGCAAGGAGAACGAAUUUACAGAAAAUUCCAAUAUCUCCUAAAUCCUCGCCAGGUUUACAGUCUUGCUGGAAACGGACCAAUGCAAGGGUUAAACUUUUUCCGCGAUGUUUCCGACUUCAGAGUGUUAGCCUGCGGUGGAGAUGGAACCGUGGGGUGGAUUUUGGACUGCAUAGAAAAAGCUAAUGUAGUCAAACAUCCUCCAGUUGCCAUUCUGCCUCUUGGGACCGGAAAUGAUCUAGCAAGAUGCCUGAGAUGGGGAGGAGGUUAUGAAGGUGAAAAUCUGAUGAAAAUCCUAAAAGACAUUGAAAACAGCACAGAGAUCAUGCUGGACAGGUGGAUGUUUGAAGUUAUACCUAAUGACAAAGAUGAGAAAGGAGACCCAGUGCCUUACAGUAUCAUCAAUAAUUAUUUUUCCAUUGGCGUGGAUGCUUCCAUUGCACACAGAUUCCACAUCAUGAGAGAAAAACACCCAGAGAAAUUCAACAGUAGAAUGAAGAACAAAUUUUGGUAUUUUGAGUUUGGCACCUCUGAAACUUUCUCAGCCACCUGCAAGAAACUACAUGAAUCUGUAGAAAUAGAAUGUGAUGGAGUCCAGAUAGAUUUAAUAAACAUCUCCCUGGAAGGAAUUGCUAUUUUGAAUAUACCAAGCAUGCAUGGAGGAUCCAAUCUUUGGGGAGAGUCUAAGAAAAGACGAAGCCAUCGCCGGAUAGAGAAGAAAGGUUCUGACAAAAGGACCACACUCACAGAUGCCAAAGAGUUGAAGUUUGCAAGUCAAGAUCUGAGUGACCAGUUGCUGGAGGUGGUUGGCUUGGAAGGAGCCAUGGAGAUGGGGCAAAUAUACACGGGACUGAAAAGUGCUGGGAGGCGGCUGGCCCAGUGCUCCUCUGUGGUCAUCAGGACUAGCAAGUCUUUGCCAAUGCAGAUCGAUGGGGAACCAUGGAUGCAGACCCCAUGCACAAUAAAAAUUACACACAAGAACCAAGCCCCAAUGCUGAUGGGCCCUCCUCCAAAAACGGGGUUGUUCUGCUCCCUCGUCAAAAGAACAAGAAACCGGAGCAAGGAAUGAGCCCGGGUCGCUUCCUUCUUAGAGAUCUAAUUCGCAUAAUUGGGCCGUGGAAAACCUAUGCUGGAAAACUUUGAGUCCUUUCAAGUCUCCUACUCAUGCAAAAUCAUGGAAUUGGUUUAACAGUUUUUGUUACUGAGUUAAUGUGAAACUCAUCUAUUAGAAAACGUGGCUCAGUUUUUAUAGGCAUCACUGCAUGCAGAAAGCAGAGGUUUACGUGAAGUGAUGCUGCAUAUUUCUGUUGCAUGCAUUCCCAUAGAUUUUUGUGUCUCCCACCCAUUCAUUCCUCCCCCAUUUUCCAUUUCCUAACCUGUGAUUAAAAAAACCUUUUAAACAUAAGCAAGGAAAUAUCACGGAAAAUGUGAUUCUCAGUGUGAUUUCAGUGAUCAAUAAGCACUGAUCAGUAAUGCUACAGUGAUCAAAAUCGCAGAUUGCUAGACUUUUCCCUUUUACAGUCAGUGUACCAAUAGUCUUUGACCUAUGACUUGAGAAGAAACCUUUAAAUGAAAGAUUUUAUUUAGUUGUAUGUGAUACCUUGCUGUAUCUAAAUAUGUUUUCUUUA
Molecule: messenger RNA, 3237 nt
Organism: Miniopterus natalensis
Lineage: Eukaryota; Metazoa; Chordata; Mammalia; Chiroptera; Miniopteridae
Gene: DGKB
Product: diacylglycerol kinase beta
Biological process (GO): phospholipase C-activating G protein-coupled receptor signaling pathway
Cellular component (GO): plasma membrane
Molecular function (GO): ATP-dependent diacylglycerol kinase activity; calcium ion binding
Source: RefSeq, a predicted model, not a curated record